AUGGUUGCAGGCAUCUUGUUUACUAGAAAUGACUCCCAGAAUAGUGCGCCAUUCAGCUCGAUGGAAACAUACAUGCGCUUCUCUGGAUAUAUUGAUGUCUCUUUCUGUUGGUUUCCCUCAAAUUUGAGUCCUUUAAUCUAUAAAGCAAGUAUCAAAUUAUCGGAAAAUUUGGAUCUACUUGAAAAAUCUGAGAAUAUACCGCAUUGUAUUGUGCUUUCUGGUCUAGGUACUUGUUUCAAAGCCAAACGGGGUCAGGAUACGAAGCCUGGAUAG
Talaromyces marneffei is the source of this 273-nucleotide messenger RNA. RefSeq lists its product as uncharacterized. Lineage: Eukaryota; Fungi; Ascomycota; Eurotiomycetes; Eurotiales; Trichocomaceae. The coding region runs from base 1 to 273 and encodes 90 amino acids. The record is from RefSeq and is a predicted model, not a curated record. The transcript has 3 exons.